UCCCCUCUGCUCCACACAUACAUACAUACAUAUAUAUAUAUAUAUAAAUAUAUAAUGGGCUCAUACGCCGCCGCCGGCAAGUCGUCGAAAGGGUGCUUUUCGUGGUCUCCUACGGCGGUUCUAAGCCCUUGCGCCGCCUGCAAGAUUCUCCGGCGGCGGUGCGUGGAGAAAUGCGUGCUGGCUCCAUACUUCCCCCCCACGGACCCACUCAAAUUCUCCAUUGCUCAUCGUGUUUUUGGGGCCAGCAACAUCAUCAAGUUCUUGCAGGAAGUUCCUGUGGAUCAAAGAUCCGAUACAGUAAACAGUAUGGUAUACGAGGCAAGUGCGCGACUACGAGAUCCAGUGUACGGCUCCGCCGGCGCCAUUAGUAAUCUUCAAAAGCAAAUCGGCGAGCUCCAAGCCGAGCUCGCCAAGGCGAACGCUGAAAUUCUAAACAUGCAAUGCCUCAACGCGUACUUAUUCGAUCAAAUCAGCAAAAGGGAUUCCCCGAGAAACACAAAAUUCCAUCAACAACAAGACGAGGAGGACGAUGAUAAUGACUCGACAUUCCCCCUACAAAUUUGUGAUACUCUAAUCACACCCUCCUUCUACAAUGGUGAAGAAACCAAUUUAGGGUUUUCAUGGGAUCCCCUAUGGACAUGA
Messenger RNA from Andrographis paniculata, 642 nucleotides. Its product is annotated as LOB domain-containing protein 1-like. The transcript is spliced from 2 exons. Lineage: Eukaryota; Viridiplantae; Streptophyta; Magnoliopsida; Lamiales; Acanthaceae. Bases 55 to 642 code for a protein of 195 amino acids. The record is from RefSeq and is a predicted model, not a curated record.